This is a messenger RNA of Ostreobium quekettii, 324 nucleotides long. NCBI's taxonomy places the organism in Eukaryota, Viridiplantae, Chlorophyta, Ulvophyceae, Bryopsidales, Ostreobiaceae. The record is from the annotation of a GenBank genome assembly.
AUGAAGGAUGUGGUCGCACUGAGGUGCACAUUAGCAAAGCUGCGCCCCUUUGGGUGCAGCUCUGAGGAUGGCAUGCAGCAGCUUGCCUGUUCCAUUGUGGAUCACAUCUUUCAUGGGGGCGGCUUGCAAUGUCAUGUCGCUGUGCAGUGUGAAGCAUAUCCAUUCUCAGCCAUUGUCACCAAGCAUCUCAGCCACCAUAUGGCAGGCGGUCACAUCACGGGAUAUCCAGCUGAUGUGGAUGAUGAUGAUGAUGAACACACUCUUAGCAGGAGAUUGUUACUGUUAGUGACUUAUUUAGUCGUCUAUCUGAUGCUUGGACGCUAG